Molecule: messenger RNA, 3910 nt
Organism: Pezoporus occidentalis (night parrot)
Lineage: Eukaryota; Metazoa; Chordata; Aves; Psittaciformes; Psittacidae
Gene: TRIM8
Product: tripartite motif containing 8
Exons: 8
Coding region: 1290-2945 (551 amino acids)
Source: RefSeq, a predicted model, not a curated record
GCUGCGGGGAUCCGCGUUCCCCCCUCCCCUUCCCCGCUUCCCCUCGUCCGUCCCCCUCCCGCCCCGGGCCGCGGCCGCCUCCCCGGGGGCGGCGGGAGGAAGGCCGGGGCGUGGGGCUCCGGCGGGCGGGCGGCGCCCAGGGCGACCCCAAGAUGGCUGGAGGCGGCGGCGGCGGGCGCGGGGGGCUCUGCUGAGCGGCCCCGGCGGGACGGGACAGCUCGGCUCGGGCUCGGGCUCGGCUGGCCCCGCAGCCCCUCCGCAGAGCCCCGCCGCAGCGGGAGCGGGUUUGUGCCGGUGACUUCUAUUUAAUUAUUUUUUUUUAAUACCUUUUUUUAUUAUUAUUUUUAAUUUUUUAUUAUUUUAUUUUUAACGCGUCUCCGGUCUCCGCUCAAAAUGGCUGAGAGCUGACUCGGCUUUCCCGGAACCAUACGCUUCGGCCGGCUCCUUCUGGCUGCCCGCCGCCUCGCCCCUUCCCUUCCCGGCGGGGCCGGACCGGGGAAGGCUCCCGGACAGCGUCCCCUCUGCUCCGCUGCAUUGUUACCUUCCCCCGGCCGGCCAUGAGACCGGACUAGGUCGGUGUGUGUCGUGUCCUUCCCCCCGUGCCGGACGCCUGUUCCCCCCUUCCCAGCUCCGCGGGAAGCCGGAGCAGGUUGAUCGGGGGCCGUGGGGUUUCGCUCCCCUUUGGCAAAGCCCAUCCUGUGCUAUCCCUGCGGGGCGCUGGACGAGGCUGCGCGGCGCUGGGGUUUGCUCUGAAUGACCGAGCUCUCCCAUUCAAGACCUCGCAGUCUCGAAGCAGGCGAGAGGUUGGCUUUUUUCCUUCCCCUUUCCCCCCCCCCCGUCUUGUCUGUUCCCCCCCACCCCCUUCCUUUUUUCCUCUGCUGCUCCACCGGGUGAGGAGCAAAUCUCAGGGGCUGCAGAGAGAAUUCGUUAUUUUCGCCAUCGUCAUCAUCGCUAUUAUUGUUAUUUUUUUUAACCUUCCUCCUCUUCCCAUUUUGGAUCUUAACCCUUUGAUCCGUUUCCUUUAAAAGACUCCGAUUCCCAACUCCCAUCGGGGGAGAGGGAGGAGAAAUACUGGGGAUUAAAAAAAAAGAGACCCUGAGCGAGCGAGCGAGUCCGCGCUCUCAGCUGUUAGCCAGGAGCUUUAUAUGGAACUUGGAUUCUGCUGCUGGAUUUUGUAUGGAUUUUUUUCAACCUUUGGGAGGACAGACCCCGGCGUCCGCCCCUAGACCGCACUGAGCAACCGAAGCGGGUUGGGGGGGAGAGAACGUCGCCAGAGGCUGCCGGCAGAGAUGGCCGAGAAUUGGAAGAACUGCUUCGAAGAGGAGCUCAUCUGCCCCAUCUGCCUGCACGUCUUCGUGGAGCCGGUCCAGCUGCCCUGCAAGCAUAACUUCUGCCGGGGCUGCAUCGGGGAGGCGUGGGCCAAGGAGUCGGGCUUGGUGCGGUGCCCGGAGUGCAACCAGGCUUACAACCAGAAGCCCAACCUGGAGAAGAACCUGAAGCUCACCAACAUCGUGGAGAAGUUCAACUCCCUCAACCUGGAGAAGCCCCCCUCGGUCUUGCACUGCGUCUUCUGCCGCCGGGGCCCGCCGCUGCCAGCCCAGAAGAUCUGUUUGAGGUGCGAGGCUCCGUGUUGCCAGUCCCACGUCCAGACCCACCUGCAGCAGCCCUCCACGGCUCGGGGCCAUCUCCUGGUGGAGGCGGACGACGUGCGGGCCUGGAGCUGCCCCCAGCACAACGCCUACCGCCUGUACCACUGCGAGGCCGAGCAGGUGGCCGUCUGCCAGUUCUGCUGCUACUACAGCGGGGCCCACCAGGGACACUCGGUCUGCGACGUGGAGAUCCGCCGCAAUGAGAUCAGGAAGAUGCUGAUGAAGCAGCAGGACCGCCUGGAGGAGCGGGAGCAAGACAUCGAAGAGCAGCUCUACAAGCUGGAAUCGGACAAGCGGCUGGUCGAGGAGAAGGUGAGCCAGCUGAAGGACGAGGUGCGCCUGCAGUACGAGAAGAUGCACCAGAUCUUGGAUGAGGACUUGCGGAAGACCAUGGAGAUCCUGGACAAGGCCCAGGCCAAGUUCUGCAACGAGAACGCAGCCCAGGUCCUCCAUCUCAAUGAGCGCAUGCAGGAGGCCAAGAAGCUCCUCAGCUCUGUGCAGGUGAUGUUCGACAAAACUGAGGACAUCAACUUCAUGAAGAACACCAAGUCUGUGAAAAUCUUAAUGGACAGGACCCAGAACUGUACAGGUGGCAGCCUGCCCCCACCUAAAAUCGGCCACCUCAACUCGAAGCUCUUCCUAAACGAGAUCGCCAAGAAGGAAAAGCAGCUCAGGAAGUUGCUGGAAGGUCCUCUGAGCACCCCCGUCCCCUUCCUGCAGAGCAUCCCCAUGUACCCCUGCACUGUCAGCAACUCCGGCGCGGAGAAGCGCAAGCACUCCACCGCCUUUCCCGAGGGCAGCUUCCUCGAGCCAUCGUCCGGGACUGUGGCGAGCCAGUACAUGAGCCAGGGCGCUUCGGCUGGCGAGGGGCAGUCCGCACAAGCCAUGGUGCCUUGUAGCUCCACGCAGCACAUAGUUGGACUUCCCAGCGGCCCACAGCCGGUGCACUCGGGCUCUGUCUUCAACCCAUCUCACUACCCCAACACCACAUCAUCUCAGCAGUCCGUGCUCUCCCAGUACGGCGGGCGCAAAAUCCUCGUCUGCUCCGUGGAUAACUGUUACUGUUCCUCCGUGUCCAACCACAGCGGGCACCAGCCCUACCCGCGGUCGGGGCACUUCCCCUGGACAGUCUCAUCGCAGGAGUAUUCCCACCCGCUGCCGCCUGCCCCUGCCGUGCCACAGUCGCUCCCGGGACUUGCCGUGAGGGAAUGGAUUGACGCAUCCCAGCAGCACGGGCGGCAGGAUUUCUAUAGGGUGUACGGCCAGCCGUCGGCGAAACACUACGUCACCAGUUAACCAUCACACACAGUCUGCUCCGUGGCGCGCUCGGAGGGAGAAGUCUGGUUUGGUUUGGCUUUUCUUCCCCACCAUCACCCCCUUUUAAAUCAAACGCGAUGUUUUCCCCGCCUCCCGCCCCUCCAGGAUUUUGGGGAGGGUUGUUCCCUCAUCCCCCUCUCUCUCUUUUUUUUUUUUAAUCCCUUUAAAAUGAAAUAAUUUUUUUUUCCUUCUAAUUCCUCUUUUUUUUUUUUUUUAAUUUAAUUUUGGAAAGUCCUUCCCGCCCCUCGCUGGGAAAAGAUGAGGGAGAAAUUACUGAGAAGAAAUUGAUGGGGAUUUCAGUCGGGCGUCUGGGCCUGUGCUCUUCCUUGCUCCUCUCUGCCUUUGGAAAACUCCAGAAGGGACAAUGGCACCUUCCCUCUUCCCAUUUCUCCAAGUUCAUUUUUAUUCCGGUUUGGUUCCGUUUUUCCUCUUUUUCCCACCCUUCUCUUUCCCUUUUGAAAAAGAAAGCCACCCAUCAUGGAUUCCGUAUGAAAUGUAGAUUUUGGGUUUGUUACCUUGUUUUUUUUUUUUAUUUUAAGAGGCUGAUUUUUUGUGUUCCGAGGCCACCUCUCACACCUAUUGGCAUUUUUUGGUUGUUUUCCUUCUUUCAGAGGUUUGUAAAUACACGAUGGCAGGAAAUUAAUGCACAAAAAUAACAAAAAAAAAAAACACAAAAAAAAGAAAAAAAGGGAAAAGAAACUUUAAAACAAAAGAAAUCACGAAUAAAUCAAUAAACAAAGAACCUGUUCUCGUCUCCAGGAGGGGCUGCGUGGCCCUGCGCCCCCCCCUCCUGCCUAUCGCUGAUGCAACUUCCUGUAACAAGCACUUUGUAUAAAAAGAAAGUGGACUUCCUGCUAUAAGGCACAGGUAUUUAUUCUGUAACCGAUUUUAGAACACACACACACACACAAAGUACUCAAAUAAAUGUGAUCACUUAGUGCAAA